CACCUGCGGGGCGCAAGCUGAGUGAGAGGAGUUCUUCAGGCUUGUGGAAAUCCUCUUCCCUCUACCAAAUCUGAGUGCUUUUGAGAGUGUCAGCAGCGUUUGUUUGCUAAGAAACAGUCCCAGCUCUUUCAGCCACUCUGGUGGGGCUGGCCCAGUUCCAACCAGCUCUUACUAAGGCAUGAGUUCUGGGGUGACUGGUUUCAGCCUCUUAUCGCCAAGGAGACAGAAACCCACGGAGACAGCAGCAACAAACAGUCAGGGGAAAGAAAACACCCGGGGCUCCAUGGCUCUGGAUGAGAGAGAGGCAGGGAUGGCCAACUCCACAAGUGAUCCAGAGACGGGCAAAGACACGGAAGAUCUGACAAAAGGCCUGGAGGAACUCCGUGAGAGCCCCGAAGAGGAGAAGAGUGAGAAGGCUCUGCUGCAUUCACGCCUAGAACAGCAGCAUCACCUUAUCUGUACGCUGAAGAAAAAAGCAGACGAUGCACACAAACGCUGCAGAGGCCUGGAGCAGCUCAACAUGGAGCUGGAGAAACUGAGGACAGAGGAUGCUGUGAAAAUGAAAACCCAGACCCAACGGAUUCAGCACUUGGAGGGGCGCAUCAUGGAUCUGGCCAAGAACCAUGAAAAAAUGCUGCAGUUCAGGGAUGAACACAGGAAACGGCAUAUGCAGCUGCAGGAGGAGAAUAAGUGCCUGCGGCAGAACGAAGUGCUUUUCAGCCAGACUGUGAAGGAGAAGGAAGCUGAAGUCCUCCAGCUCACUGCCCAGGCCAGAAAGCUCUCGCAGCAGUUAGACUCCUUACAGGAGGAAUGUGCUUAUGAGAGUCGCAGAGCCCAGGAGCAAGAAAAGGAGCUGCUAGAAGCUCAGAGCCAGCAAGCAAGUGCCCACGCCUGGGAAGUCGAUGCACUAAAAAACCAGCUGCAACGCCUACAGGAGGAGCACCAACAAACCGUGGCACAGGUAGAGCACACAGAAAGUCAGCAGAGGGCUCAGGGCAUCGAGCUGCAGGCCAAGCUGGAGAGGGUGAAGGAGGAGAAAGAGCGACUACUGAACCUGGCCGCGGAGAGGGGCAAAGCUCUGCAAGAUAAGCAACAACGGGAAAUUGAGCAGCUGGGGAAGAAGCUGGAGGCUGCAGAAAAAGCCAGGCAGAGAGCAGGGAAGCGCCUCAUGGAGGAGGCAGCAGCAGUGGACAAUGAUCUGAAGGUCCAAGAGCUCCAACGACAGCUCGAAAGCAGCAAGCAGGCAUACAGCGAACUCUCGCUGCAGUUUGGCGUUUACAGAAAGCACGCUAUGGAUUUGCUGACUAAAGAAAAAGCGCUGAACGUCAAACUCCGUCAUUUUAUUGCGUAACUGCAGCUUUCUCCUCUGUUCUCGUCUCAGCAGGUGCUUCUACUGUAACACACCACUGCAUUUUGUUCCUUUCCAUGAGACCAUCUUCUGAUUUCUCUGUAAUGUACUUACCAUCUUAAAGACUCCUACAAGUAUUGUUCUGUAGCCUUUUUUUUUUGUUACACUUUUACAUAAGUAAAAGAGCUCUAGACUGUUAAAUCUGAACAGGGAUUGUUGAACUCAUCGAACCUGUGACAUGAAAGAUGAGGGUGGGAAACGUAAAAUAUGAAUUUGAUUUACUUGGUCCUAACCUCUGCUGUAUCAUAGAUUUUCAUUUUUUACAGUUAAAAGCACAUUAUUUUCCAAGACGGACCAAAGAUCCAAACCUUAGCCUUUUGUGUUUGAUUCUCCCUUGAAGUUCAACAGAGGUUGGGCAUGCAAGAGGUAACACCGAGUCUCCAGGACAGAAAUCCCCCCCAUGCAAUGGCUACAUCCUGAACAGUCAUGAUUCAGGAACUUAA
Messenger RNA from Harpia harpyja (harpy eagle), 1851 nucleotides. RefSeq names its product coiled-coil domain containing 89 (gene CCDC89). Bases 179 to 1351 code for a protein of 390 amino acids. The transcript has 2 exons. The record is from RefSeq and is a predicted model, not a curated record. Lineage: Eukaryota; Metazoa; Chordata; Aves; Accipitriformes; Accipitridae.